AUGGCAAAGAACUCAACUGCUGAUGACUCAAAGUAUCGAUUAUCGGAUGAUGUCAUACCACUUCACUAUGCAUUAAUCAUCAAAACCGAUCUCGAGUCAACUCCUCCUACUUUUCAAGGAACGGCUCAAAUUGAUAUCUUGAUCAAGUCCGAAACAGAUACUAUUACCUUCCAUGCUGCUCAGUCUCUCUCAGUCCUCAAUGUGGUCAUCCAAGCUGAAAGUUUGGGUAACACUCCCGAGCCAGCCAAAUCAAUCAGUUUCGAUCACAAGUUUGAACGUUGCACAGUGGUGUUAUCCAAACCGUUGCCGGCUAAUACUAAGGCUACACUUGGAAUGGUUUUCAAGGCUGAAUUGGAAGGUAACAUGAUGGGUUACUAUAAAGCUACAUAUGCCUUCGAAGGAAAGAAAGGUGUCUAUGGUUUGACUCAAUUUGAACCUACUGCUGCUCGUCGCGCAUUCCCCUGCUGGGAUGAGCCUGCAAUCAAGGCCACCUUUCAAGUUUCGCUCAUUACUCGAGCUGACACGGUUGCAUUGGCCAACACUUCCCCUACCUCUUCUGAACCAUCUGUUGGGACUUUCAAAGCCUCGGAUCUGAUCACUAACCUUGAGGGAUUAGACACAAAUGCAAGCGAAGACAAAGCUUGGGUCUUGACCAAAUUUGAACCCACUCCUAAAGUUUCAACCUACUUGGUCGCAUGGGCAAAUGGUCCUUUUCACUCCAAGGAGGGACAUUACAUCAGUCCUUUGACCAACAGAAAGGUUCCGCUUAGAGUGUUCGCCACUGGUGAACAUGUCCAUCAAACGCAACUCUUGCUCGACACCACCGCUCGAAUCUUGCCAGUAUAUGAAAAAAUCUUCGAUAUCCCUUAUCCUCUUUCUAAGCUUGAUACUUUAGUGGCCUCUGACUUCGAUGCAGGUGCCAUGGAAAACUGGGGUUUAAUCACCUGUAGGACUUCAGUGGGCUUGUGUGACGAGGCAUCAGGCAUCGGGGCCCGAAAAAGAGUAGUGACUACUCAAAGUCACGAAGUAGCCCAUCAAUGGUUUGGAAAUAUAGUCACUAUGAGUUGGUGGCAAGAACUCUGGCUCAAUGAAGCCUUUGCCACCUUGAUGGGAGAACUGGUGGUGAUCGAGGAGAUCGAGCCAAGUUGGUAUGCGUCUGAUGACUUCAUCAACGCUCACCUUUCGCGAGCGCUCUCUCUUGACUCCAAGAGAUCAUCUCACGCCGUCGAGGUUCCGUGUCCCGAUCCUGAGAUGAUCAAUCAGAUCUUUGAUGCAAUUUCAUAUUCCAAGGGAGCUUCGAUCUUGAAGAUGUUGGCCAACUUUGUAGGCAAAGAAAAGUUCUUGAAAGGAGUUUCGUUGUAUCUCAAAGCGCAUCUCUAUGGAAAUGGGACAACCAAAGACCUGUGGGCCGGUAUCGCAAAGGCAACCGGAAAGGACAUUGAGAAGAUAAUGAGCAAUUGGACCGGAAAGAUCGGAUUCCCGAUCUUGACCGUUGAAGAGAAUGCUGAUGGAUUAAAGAUCACUCAAAACCGUUUCUUGUCAACUGGAGAUCCCAAACCCGAGGAAGAUGAGACUCUUUGGUAUGUGCCAUUAGAGAUCAAGACCGUUGGACAAGAUGGAUCAGUCCAGAUCCAACAUGAUAUCAUGGAGUCUCAAAGGGAAGUCUCGGUUUCCCUACCGAAGGUAAAGGAUUUGGUUUACAAACUCAACGCGGAUACAUGCGGUGUCUACCGAGUUCGCUAUCCCGCCGACCGCUUAAAGAGCCUUGGUGCUGAAAUCGCAAAGGUUGACUCGGUCUUUACCGUUGCCGAUAGAAUGGGUCUGAUUCAGGAUGCGAUUGAACUAGCCCAAGCCGGAUACUCUUCCACCUCGACUGUUCUCGAUUUCUUAAAACCUCUUGGAAGCGAGAGAAACUACUUGGUUUGGUCAGAAAUUCUGACAGGUACAGGGGCGGUUGCAGGCAUACUAUGGGAACAAGACGAAAAGUUGGUAGAUAGCUUUGAUCGUUUCAGGCUUCAGCUGGUAGAAGCUUUAGCCAAGGAUAUUGGCUUUGAGGGAAACGGUCCGGAAGAGACUGAAGAUCGGAUUCAACUUCGAGUUAAAAUCUUACAAGCCGCAGCAGCUGCCAAGGAUCCCAAGGUUUUAGCAGAGAUCAAAGAACGGUUCAAGCAAUAUACUGAGUCACAGAAAGCAUCAGCUAUACCAGCAGAUCUAAGGCAUAUGAUCUUUACAUUUGGAGUCAAGUACGGAGGAGAAAAAGAGUAUGAAAGUGUACUAGCAAUCUACAGAAAGCCGUCGAACCCAUCGGAGAAGCUUGCAGCGAUGUAUGCACUUUGUGCAACCACACAAGAGAAACUCAUUCAGAAAACAUUUGAUUUGAUCUUAAGUGGAGAGGUGAAAGAACAAGACUUUAUGUACUUCUUUGCUGGAUUGAGUGGAAACAAAGUCACUAGAAGAAAGAUAUGGGAGUUUGUUAAAUCAGAUUACGAUGACCUGAUCAAACGAUUUAAAGGAAAUUUCUCAAUUGGAAGAUUAUUUCAAUUAUCAUUUUCAAGUUUUACAACAGAAGAAGAUGCAAAGAUGGUAGAAGAGUUCUUUAAAGAUAAAGAUUGUUCAAUUUUCCAUUCUGCUCUUUCACAAGGUUUAGAAAAAGUUAAUAGUCAAGCUAAAUGGUUAAAGAGAGAUUUAGAAGAUAUAAAGAAUUGGUUAAAAGUUAAUCAAUUCCUUUUGUGA
This is a messenger RNA of Melampsora larici-populina 98AG31, 2733 nucleotides long. RefSeq names its product alanyl aminopeptidase. Lineage: Eukaryota; Fungi; Basidiomycota; Pucciniomycetes; Pucciniales; Melampsoraceae. Gene Ontology annotation, biological process: peptide catabolic process; proteolysis. The transcript is spliced from 16 exons. Gene Ontology annotation, molecular function: zinc ion binding; metalloaminopeptidase activity; peptide binding. The record is from RefSeq and is a predicted model, not a curated record. Bases 1 to 2733 code for a protein of 910 amino acids. Gene Ontology annotation, cellular component: cytoplasm.